AUGGCCUCCUCACCCUCAUCCUCAUCCACCGUGUUCGACAUCCGCGAACACACCUACCAAGCCUCGCACAUACGCGAAUAUCCUCGCGCAACAGCCGUCUCCCAAGACGAACCUCUCCUCCUUCACGUCAAGCAAUACACGCCCAAGCACGGCGGCCCUCCCCGCAAAGGCGACAUCACCAUCAUUGGCGCUCACGCAAAUGGCUUCCCAAAGGUACCUAUGUAUACCAUCCGUCUCACUACCUUACCCAUCAAGACGAUAAGAUACAAACACAAAACGAGCUGGCUCGACUACGCCCGCGACAUCCUCCACCUCAUCAACACCCUCCGCCCUCCCCGCCCCCUCAUCGCAAUGGGCCACUCCUUCGGCGCAAACGCCCUCGCAAACGUCGCCCUCACCCACCCGCGCCUCUUCGCCGGCAUGGUCUUGCUCGACCCCGUCAUCGCCCGCUUCGCCUCCGUCAAGGACCACCUCCCCAGCUCCCCCGAGACCUACGCCUCGCCCGCCUCCCUCAGCGCCAUCCGCCGCGACACAUGGCCCUCGCGCGAGGCCGCCGCCGCCGCGUUUCGCUCAAAGCCCUUUUACCAGUCAUGGGACCCUCGCGUCCUCGACCUCUUUAUCCGCUACGGCCUCCGUGACGUCCCUUCUUCCUCAUCACCCUCAUCAUCCUCAUCCGCAUCAUCAUCAUCAUCGCCAUCCUCGUCAUCAUCAACCCCCGUCCGCCUCACAACAACAAAGCACCAAGAAGUAUUCACCUUCGUCCGCCCCCUCUGGCCCGCCCUCGACCCCUCCACCAACCUCCUCACCAACCCUUCCCUCGCCCCCGACGCCGACAUCGACCCAAACAUCCCCUUCGCCCUCCCCUUCUACCGCCCCGAAGGCAACAACACCGCCGCCCGCCUCCCCCACCUCAGGCCUCCUGUACUCUACGUCUUCGGCGCCAAGUCGGACGUCUCCCUGCCGCACCUCAUCCGCGAAAAGCUCGAGACGACCGGCGUCGGCGUCGGCGGCAGCGGCGGCGCAAAGGCCGGCCGCGUCAAGCACGUCACCCACCAGCAGGCCGGUCACCUCGUGCCCCUGGAGGAGCCGCUCUUUUGCGCGACGGCGGCCGCCGGCUGGAUCAGGGCCGAGAUGGACAAUUGGUGGGACGAGGAGAAGGAGUACGAGCAGUGGACGAGGAAGCCCCUCAAGGACAAGUCGACCAUUGACGACGAAUUCCAAAAGCGCCUUGCACUGCCCAAUCGAAAGAGCGACAAAACCAAAGCGAACCUGUAG
Molecule: messenger RNA, 1275 nt
Organism: Trichoderma reesei QM6a
Lineage: Eukaryota; Fungi; Ascomycota; Sordariomycetes; Hypocreales; Hypocreaceae
Exons: 2
Coding region: 1-1275 (424 amino acids)
Source: RefSeq, a predicted model, not a curated record